AUGACUCGUAAGAAGGUGAAGUUAGCGUACAUCGUUAAUGACUCGGCUCGAAAGGCGACGUACAAGAAGCGCAAGAAGGGAUUGAUCAAGAAGGUGAGCGAGUUAAGCAAGUUGUGCGGCAUCGACUCGUGCGCCAUCAUCUACAGCCCCUACGACGACGCACAGCCGGAGGUGUGGCCGGAUGAGUGCGGUGCGCAUCGCGUGGUCGAGCAAUUCAAGAGGAUGCCGGAGAUGGAGCAGAGCAGGAAGAUGAUGAACCAGGAGGGAUUUGUCCGCGGCCGGAUAUCGAAGGUGGCAGAUCAGGUAAAAAAGGUGCACAAGAACAAUCAGGAGAAGGAGAUCAAGCACCUUAUGUUCCAAUGCCUCACCGGGAAGGCCCUCAAGGGGCUGCCAUUGCCAGACCUCAACGAUCUUGGUUGGGUUAUUGAUCAGAACUUGAAAGAGAUUUAUAAGAGGAUUGACGGGCUGAAGAAGGCAGCGGAAGCCGUGGCUGUGGCGGAUCAGACGGUGGCGACGGCACAAGGGCGGGAGAAUUGGUUUGGGGAUUUGAUUGUGAAUCCGGUGGGGAAUAAGGAUCAACGGAAGAUUGGGGGAUUGGAGGAUGUUGACAAAGAACAUCCGGACUGUGAGUUUGGUCACAAGAGGGAAACGUCCUUUCAUUCUGGGGAGUCUAGUGCCAUAUCGAGGCGUGGUGGGAGGCCUAGUGAUUGUUGUUUCUACCCGUCCGGGCUAAAGAAAUCGCAGACAUCAACUCUCAUGAGGCAUGAAUACCUUUUGAUCGCGAAUAUUGGGAUGAGCGAAGGGAUAAAACAAAGGGCAAACAAGAGGAUCGUUGCGAACAUGCAGAGGAUGGUAGGAAAGCAUGCACACGACGAUGAUCAGACAGGGAACACAUUCUCCCUGCUGUAA
Andrographis paniculata is the source of this 909-nucleotide messenger RNA. RefSeq names its product agamous-like MADS-box protein AGL80. The transcript is spliced from 4 exons. Gene Ontology annotation, biological process: positive regulation of transcription by RNA polymerase II. The record is from RefSeq and is a predicted model, not a curated record. Bases 1 to 909 code for a protein of 302 amino acids. Lineage: Eukaryota; Viridiplantae; Streptophyta; Magnoliopsida; Lamiales; Acanthaceae. Gene Ontology annotation, molecular function: protein dimerization activity; RNA polymerase II cis-regulatory region sequence-specific DNA binding; DNA-binding transcription factor activity, RNA polymerase II-specific.